UGGCGUCCGUCCUGGUAGAUGUGGACAAUCUGAUCUCAAGUGUCACUGAGAGCAAAGAGACUUCAGGACUCGUCCCACAAAAAGAGAGAGAAGAAAAGAACGAGAGGAUCUGAUCACCAGGACAAACUUUUUCUUUCUUUUUCUGCAGGACGAUCUUUCACCUCCCAAACCAACACAGAGCCUGAAGCUGCUCCAGAAUAAAUCCUCCUCCACCCGAGGGACGAAUAAAGAAGAAGAACAACAACAGAAAAAUGUUGCCUUUGGGCAGUGUUGGAUAAAUUACCCUCCUCUGAAGUCCAGAAGAAAAGAGGAAUAAAGAAGAACAAGUGAAGAGGAUGUUGGGAUUUGUGGCAUCCAGUCAGGUGCAAAGAAAAGUAGAUUUAAAGAUGAAAAUAAAGACGGAAUAACAGGUUUUCUUUCAUCUCAAAGGCAGAAAAAAAGGAGAAAUAAAGUUUGUGAGAACUUCAGCAUCUCAUGUCCAGAUAAAGGAGGAAGAGAGUGAAUACAGGACACAGAUUCUCAGCGUGAAGAGGACAAAAAGUUUAUUUUAAUAUAUUUUUCUGGAAGAAAACAACUGGACACAAAACGGGAAAAGCUUGAGGACAAAAAUGCUCAAGUGAGGAGACAAAAGUGAAGGAAUAAAAGGAAACAGAGGAGAAGAGGAACAUCUGGAGGAUACAGGAGGAGAAAAGAGGACCAGAGCAGAUACAGAGAAGAAAGGGAAUAAUCAAGAGCACCGGGAGAGAAAGUGAUAAACCAAGAGAAGAAGAACAAAAAGAGGACGAAUUAAAAGAAGGAGAACUGAGGAGGAAUAAUCAGAACUAAAGGAGGAACCAGAAAUCCGAGGUUAAAGAACGAGCUGGUGUGAGAAUGAGGCUCCUGCUGCUUCUGGCUGCUCCGCUCAGCAUCCUCAGCCUCCAUGUUUCCGUCCCGGCCUCCGCAGGCGGCGUGAUCUCCCCGGGCCGGCUGGAGCGCUGGGUCCGCUCCGGCCUCCAGUCUCUGCAGUGGGACCAGCUGGACCGGUGCCUCCGCAUGUCCUCGCUCUCCGAGGCGGAGUGCAGGCAGCUCGCCCACCUCCCGCCGUCCGCCGUGGCCGUUUACGUGUCGGAGCCACGCACCACGGCAGGUUCCUCGGACAAAGUUCUGGCCAUCCUGCCGGACUCCUCAGGUGGGACAGUGGGCUCCAAACCUCGGGGAGGCUUCGGCAUCAGCCAGAUGCCGAAUGGACACCAGCAGCCUUUCCCUGGAUCCAUGGCCCACGAUGCCGUGCUGGUGCUGGAUCCCAGCCCCGGGGAAAACUUUGGACACCCGGUGGUCCUCUUCUAUGUGGACAUGAACGUGACGAAGAAGAGAUGCUCCCACCUGGACGGCAUUUACCUGGGGGACGAGUGUUUGACUCUGGCCCUGAAGGGUCGGUGUCAGAACCAGCUGAAGCGUCGGCAAGCCGGGCCAGAGAGGCUCAUGGGUAACGGACACAGCCGGCUGGCGGGUGGGGGCCUGCGCGGCGGCACCGUCAGCACCAGUGGCGGCGGCCGGCUGGUGGAGCGGGCCGUCGGAGGGCUCUGCGAAGUCCACUUCCUGCCGCUGGUGGUCGGGGUCGGAGACAGAAACCGAACGCAGAGACUCAGAUGUGUGGACCACACAGAGUUUGCGAGGUGUCCUCAGCCGCUGUCGAUGGGUUCUCCGAGUCUGCCUGUCUCCAGCUGCGAGCUGAAUAAAAACACCCGCCGCUGCCACCAGCAGCCGCUCGCCACUCACCUCUCCUGCCGGCUCUACCAGACCUGUGACCACGCCGUGCUCCUCUCAGGCGGCUGGCAGCAGCAGAUGACGUUCCAGCGUCACAUUGAAAAUCUUCAGAGGUUCUAUAAGAUGCUGCGGAACAACGGCUUUCAUAAAGAUCACAUCAAGACCUUCUUUGCCAGCAGUGGACAACUUCCUGAGGACAUGGAGGGCGUGUACUCGGCGACAGAGAAAGCGGUGAUUCGUAACCACGUGUCGUACGUGUGCAGGAAGCAGCACUGCGCCGACACGCUGGUUCUCUACCUGAACUCGCCCACACGCAACGAUGGCACCAUGCUGCUGUGGGACGCCAACCUCAACGGCAUCGCCGAUCUGAAGGAGCGAUACUCGGUCAACGAGCUGCUGGCCGACCUGGCCGGCUGCAGGGCCACUCGCGUCCUGCUCUUUGUGGAUCAGAGCUACAGCGGCGUUCUGUCCAAGAGGCUGCGAGGGUCCCAGAAACACCUCAACGUGGUCCUGAUCCCAAAGCAGUCGCGGCAGACCCACAACCACCACAACCAGAGGGUGAACGCGGGCUCGGAGGACGGCAGCUGGUCCUACAUCCGCCCUGCGAUCUGCCUCCUGGACCACCUGGGGAAGGCUGCGGGGAUAUCUCACCUGCUGGAGCCGUGGGCCGGCCUCUUGAACGUGACGCUGGCGGGCGCCCCCUGCAACGCCACGCCGCCGCUGACCGACGGGGAGAUGCGACGAGAGUACCAGGGCUGCCAGAACCUGCCGACCGCGCUGUGGCACCAGAAACACAGGAGGACCAACUGAGAGAGAGAGAGAGAGAGAGAGACACUGAGACUGACCAGGAGAGAGAGAGAGAUUUAUUAUGGACACACACAUACAAACACACACACACACACACUCACACUCACACUCACACUCACAGGACACACACAAGGUGUUUGCGGUGUGUGUGUGUGUUUGUGUUGACUUAUGUUGCAGUGUGCUUGGUGGACGCUGAAGUGUGUGUGUCCUAACUCUGAACUCGAAGACUGUAACCAUGGCGAUGACAGCUCAUCCCAAUGGGAGUGUCCUGAACGCCAUGUUGUGUGUG
Paralichthys olivaceus (Japanese flounder) is the source of this 2842-nucleotide messenger RNA. RefSeq lists its product as uncharacterized. The record is from RefSeq and is a predicted model, not a curated record. NCBI's taxonomy places the organism in Eukaryota, Metazoa, Chordata, Actinopteri, Pleuronectiformes, Paralichthyidae.